Molecule: messenger RNA, 2442 nt
Organism: Daphnia pulex (common water flea)
Lineage: Eukaryota; Metazoa; Arthropoda; Branchiopoda; Diplostraca; Daphniidae
Product: DNA-directed RNA polymerase II subunit RPB1-like
Exons: 10
Coding region: 1-1458 (485 amino acids)
Source: RefSeq, a predicted model, not a curated record
AUGGCUAACUACGGCGUCAUGCUGCUGUUGGCGGUUGCAUCAAUGAUGACCGGAUCGACCAAGGGAGGACCUGUUGUAGUAUACAACGGCAUCCUACUACACCACUGCAGCCUCCUACUACACCACCAAGGCUCCCGAGUACUACACCACUGCAGCCUCCUACUACACCACUGCAGCCUCCUACUACACCACCAAGACUCCCGAGUACUACACAACGGCUUCCUACUACACCAGCAAGCAGCUGAGUACUACACCGCUGCCCCCUAUUACACGACAAAGGCCCCUGAGUACUACACCGAGGCUACAAAGUAUUGCACCACCAAGGCUCCGGAGUACUACACCACUGCAGCCUCCUACUACACCACCAAGGCUCCCGAGUACUACACAACGGCUUCCUACUACACCACCAAGGCUCCCGAGUACUACACAACGGCUUCCUACUACACCACCAAGGCUCCAGAAUCCUACAACACUGCUGCUUACUACACCACCAAGUUUCCAGAAUACUACACCGCUGCCCCCUAUUACACGACAAAGGCCCCUGAGUACUACACCGAGGCUACAAAGUAUUGCACCACCAAGGCUCCGGAGUACUACACCACUGCAGCCUCCUACUACACCAACAAGGCUCCCGAGUACUACACAACGGCUUCCCACUACACCACCAAGGCUCCAGAAUACUGCACCACUGCUGUUUACUACACCACCAAGGCUCCAGAAUCCUACACCACUGCUGCUUACUACACCACCAAGGCUUCAGAAUAUUACACCAAUGCCUCCUACUACACAACAAAAGCUGCUGAGUACUACAGAACUGCCUUCUACUACACCACCCAGGCUGCAGAGUAUUUCACUGAGUCCCCGAAAUAUUACUCGGCUCCAAGCUACACCUCUGAAGCUUUCAAGUAUCACGUUGCGCCAACUUACUACACCACAGCUGCCCCAACUUACUACGCAGAGCUGACUUACUACACCGAGGCACCUCAAUACUAUUCAGCCCUGAGCCACUACGAGACCGCCGUUCCAGAUCACUACACCUAUACUGAGGCAGUUUACUACACCGAAGCGCCAGAGUACUACACCACGACAUACGCCGCUCCGAGCUACUACCCUAAGGCCCCCAAGUACUACUCUGCCCCGAGUUACACCACCACAGCGGCUCCUUACUACACCACUGAAGAGCCUAAAUAUUACGUUGCCCCAACUUACUACACCACCUCUGCUCCGUCUUAUUACGUCGAUCCGACCUCUGAAACUCCGAUUCACUACUCAGCCGUGAGCCACCAUGAAACUGCAGCACCAGCAUACUACCCUUCGUACUCUGAACCGACUUACUACACCGAGGCGCCGAAAUAUUCUGCUCAGAAUAAUUACACGUUGGACGAAGCGUUGCACGAGGUAUGGUCGACCGAUAUCGAAAAGAAGGCUGAGCAGGUUGAGGAAUUGCAACAUCCGUAACUGGCCCCGCAACUCGUGUAAUAGCCUAUUGCACGUGUUGCGUGAAAUGCGCUAUUCAGUUUGUGGCGGCCAGCUGCAUGAAGUCGUCAACUCUGAGCUGACUGGUAGAGGAUUGCCCAGGCUUGUUCUUCAGUUCAGAAACAAGCCUGGGCCAUUCUCUUCCAGUCGGCCAAGAUGGGCCUCCAGUGUUUCACCAGUGCCAAUCCUCCUCCUACGACGACUUCUCAUCACAACAACAACAACCAGCAGCCUCACCAACAGCGCAGGCCAACAACAACAUUCACAACUUAACGGAUAAAAGUGAAAUGCGUCGUCGUCGAUAAAGCUUCUCACCUUUGGAUUCAUCGCGACGGUCACGUUCACAUGGACUCGUUCCAGGAGGCCGCCGAUUCCAUCGAAGCUGAAAAGCGGACGGUAGCCGAGUGUCAAUCACAGUUUCAAAAUAUGUAACAGUGCUAAAAACUGACAUUCCACUGAUUCCACUGAUGUUGUGCCUCGCUGUGAACAAUGUAAAGCUGUUGUAAAGCCAGAUGCAGUGUUUUUUGGCGAACCGCUUCCUGAACGCUUUCGAUUGGUGGAAGAAGAUUUUCCGAAUUGUGAUCUACUGAUUAUAUUAGGAACUUCACUAGUUGUUCAGCCCUUUGCAUCUCUUGUCGAUCGUGUUCCGCCUAGAUGCCCGCGUCUUCUUAUAAAUUUCGAGGAAGCGGGAAAUGAAGACCCUGUUAUGGUUGUUCUUGGUUUCAGUUGUGGGUUGCAGUUUCAUGGAGCUGACAAUUUCCGUGACGUUGCUUGGCUUGGUGAUUGUGACGAAGGAUGCUUUCUAUUUGCAGAAAAACUUGGUUGGAAGGAUGAACUAAAUUCAUUGAUUGAAAAUGGAUGUGAAAGCGAAGAUUCGGUAGAAACAGGUGCUACUGAAAGUACCUAAUAAUAGACGCGGCAUUAAUAGUCUCGUAACAAAAGACUUAUAAACGUCUCGUGAAAGUA